AUGCUCUUCGCCACAAACAAGCCCAAGAUGCCCGAUGGCAGCGGCCCCCCUGGAGAUGGUGGUACACGCCCAUCAUAUGUUUUGUCUCAGCAAGCGACUUCCAUUUCCUCGUCACCACCACUACCAUCACCACCACCACCAUCUUGUUGCGCGCGCUUUUGCGGUUUGCAGGGCAUUCCGCUAGUCCGCCCUGGAUGCGUAUCCCACGACGACAUGGUCCUCCGGGGCGCAGCACUUUGCCGCCCAAUUCGGAAAGUGCUGCUUGUGCUGCUACAAUGGGCUGUGUCAGGGUCCGGUGACCGAAUCCGCCGUCAUUGCAGCAACUCGACUCAAAACUCGCUCUUCGUCGCUCGCCGGAGCACUUGGGGGCUGCCCGCUCCCUACUUAUCAACGGGGCCAAACUCGCAGAGUGCCUCGAGUCUGCCGUGUCUGCCACGGCUCAGUGGCUUUGCUGCGGCUGUGCACCAUUUGGGGGCCGCCGCUUGCACCAGCCCAGGCAACGAACCUUGGUUCACCAUUCACACGCCCCACCCAGCGCCCUUUCUGCCUGCGAGUAUUGCCUUAGCACACGAUGCGCACUUCGACGCCGGCGCUUUUGCGCAGCACUCCCGGUCGACUAAACCAGUCACCCUCGGUGUGACUGCAUUCUGA
Bipolaris victoriae FI3 is the source of this 651-nucleotide messenger RNA. RefSeq lists its product as hypothetical. The record is from RefSeq and is a predicted model, not a curated record. NCBI's taxonomy places the organism in Eukaryota, Fungi, Ascomycota, Dothideomycetes, Pleosporales, Pleosporaceae. Bases 1 to 651 code for a protein of 216 amino acids. The transcript has 2 exons.